ACUUCAUGGAGUUCAUUGAAUUAGCAGCUGUCAUUCCAAACUUUUCUCCACGCCCAACCCGUGACGCCAAGUAGGACGUCCCGCGUGAAUCAGCCUGGACUCCACCAGAACCAGGACUUCACUUGUGAUCUGUUCUCGUUUGGACGUCCCAGAAACAUGCCAAGCGCGCAACAGGCUCGGAACAGCCGGUCACACGAUUCCGGACUUCAUGGGAAACUUCUCCACUCUUUCCAUUGACUGGAUUUAACCACUAACAUAACAAAACUUGCACCUGGAGACUAAAGUUGAUUUCUUACUUGAGAAAAAUCGCGUGGAUUAUAUUUUGGAGACGCAAUUACGCACGGAAUUCCUCAAUUCUCAAACAAAUGCCAGCGCUUAAAUUGAGCAUCACCCCUUUUCUCGAGUCCCACAAACCCCCUCACAGUUCCGGAAAAUCCUAGCAUCUCUCGCACCCAGGAUGUGGGCCGGAGGACUCCCGAUCGCCGUGAUCGCAACUCUCCUGGCUGUCGCGAUCGACGUGAAGGCCAACGGCGAGUACUGCCACGGAUGGCACGACGCCCAGGGAGCGUGGAAGGAAGGAUUCCAGUGCCCGGAGAAGAUAGACGGCGUGGAUGCCAUCAUUUGCUGCGGGAAGUGCGAGUUGAGAUACUGCUGCUCCAGCACGGACGCAAGGCUGGACCAGGGCAGCUGCGACAACGACAGGCGAGCCCUCGAACCCGGCGCCGAGGGAAAGGAGAGCAAGGAAUCCGAUGCAGUCCCCAUCUACGUCCCCUUCCUGAUUGUGGGUUCCGUCUUUGUGGCCUUCAUCCUAGUAGGCUCGGUUGUGGCCAUGUGUUGCUGUCGCUGCCUGCGCCCCAAGCGGGAGCCAUCGGCGGGAUCGGGCGGCGGAAGCGGUCGCCCCCUGGAAACCAUCCCCAUGAUGUCCGGCACCUCCAGGGGAUCGUCGUCGCGCCAAUCCAGCACCGCCGCCUCAUCAAGCUCCUCCGCCCCGUCUGCUAACCCCCGGCCGGGACCCGCCGCACCCACCCCCAUGGUCCGGGCGCAGGCCUCUUGCUGUCUGCCGCCCGACGCUAGCGUUUUCGUUAACAUGCCCACCAACUUCUCCGUUCUCAACUGCCAGCAGGCCACACAGAUCAUGCCUCACCAGGGGCAGUUCCUGCACCCGCAGUACAUUGGUUAUGCGCACCCAGUGGCCCCCGCUUUUAUGGACCCCACCCAAGGCGGGUACCGACCCCUUCAGUCUCCAUGUCCACCGCCUCAAGCUGGAAGCUCCAGUGUCGUCAGUGAUCAGAAAUACCCUCCAGUGACAGUGUGACGACCAGCAUGACAAAGUUCUGGUGCGCACCCCUUAUCCGCCCCUGUUUUUUUAAAAAGAACUCCUGCUGUUUGUUAGCAGAACUGCCACUGGUGUCUGGUGUCGAGCUCAACUUACAAACUCAAAAAUAUUCACCAGUGUGAAAAAUUGGUGUGUUUGGACCGGUGCUGACUAACGUGAGUUAUGGUGCGCGUUGGUGUGUAAAGGUGUGCGUGUUAUGGUAAACGCAGGCGCUCUCCCUGAAGACUAUUUAAACGUUAAUGAAGUGAGUGCGGCGCAGGGAGCGUGACGCUCCAGACUUUACCUCCCGGCGUGAGAAAACGCCGACGUCACUCGAAGGAUCAUGAGGCGGCACUUUGAAGACGAUACCUCCCUCUACAGCCCCCGCCGCGCACCCCUCGCUCACCCCUCCCACGAGGCGCUCUACUGGAUUUAACGCUCGCGAAGUUCGGUGCCGAGGGAAAAAGCAGUCGCUCGUUGCCUUGGAAAUGGAGAAAGUGCAGCCCGUACGCACGAUAAGCAGCUCGUGUCGUUCAGGGUGCGCGAGUGCUGUUUUGAAGAUUAAUGUGGAAAAAUAAAAAUGUCGUUUUCAGGGAGUUUCUGCAUCUGCUUUGCUUGAUUUCACAAGUGAAAUGCACUCAAAUAACAGCAAAACAUACUUUAAGAGUUGAUUUUCCCACGCUUUUUAAGCCGCACACCUCCCUUAACAUCAUGACAAUGUUGGCGCACCCACUUUAGCACGUUGGUUUAGCACACACAAAAAACACAAACUUGAUAUACUCUGAGAUAUGUCUUUAUCAAACCCAUGACAUCACAUCAUUUAAUAUUUCAGUAGAAUUGCAGCGCCCACUUUACUCUGCACCUCCUUAAAAAAAAUCAUUACACUUUGAGUCUAGUGCUGCAACGAUUAAUCGAUUAACUCGAGUAUUCGAUUAGGAAAAAAGAUUCAAAAUAAAUUUUGCUGCUUCGAGUAUUCGUUUAUUUAAAUUGACGUUGUGAUGGUUUGUUUUGAAAGUGUUUCCAUUUAGUUUUAUUGAUAUGGGUGGAUACACUGCCUCAUUUCACAUGGUUGAAUCCAGCUGCUCCCUGUUAAGACCAAUAUAAGCUAAGUUUUUGUUUGAGCUCAUUUUCUUUAUUACAUUCAUAAUUUAGUUUAUAGGUACGUUUGGCCUUUUUUGUGGGAAUAUGUGU
Corythoichthys intestinalis (scribbled pipefish) is the source of this 2506-nucleotide messenger RNA. Its product is annotated as protein shisa-2. The record is from RefSeq and is a predicted model, not a curated record. The transcript is spliced from 3 exons. Bases 458 to 1315 code for a protein of 285 amino acids. Lineage: Eukaryota; Metazoa; Chordata; Actinopteri; Syngnathiformes; Syngnathidae.